This is a messenger RNA of Daucus carota subsp. sativus, 2265 nucleotides long. Its product is annotated as putative late blight resistance protein homolog R1B-16. Gene Ontology annotation, biological process: defense response to other organism. The transcript has a single exon. The record is from RefSeq and is a predicted model, not a curated record. NCBI's taxonomy places the organism in Eukaryota, Viridiplantae, Streptophyta, Magnoliopsida, Apiales, Apiaceae. Gene Ontology annotation, molecular function: ADP binding. The coding region runs from base 1 to 2265 and encodes 754 amino acids.
AUGGACUGUCACUCGUCGAAGCUCAUCGACGAUGGCUCCGCCAAUCAAGGAGAAUUAGGCGAAGAAUAUUCAUCCCAAGACUUCCCUGUCCAGAUUUAUUCUCGCAAAAACAAAUUUCAGGAGGGGGAAGUUUUUGUUGGAUUCCAAAAGGAGGAAAGUGAUUUACUAAAUCAACUCGCGUCUAUUACAAAGAAGAAGCUUCAAGUGAUCUCAAUUGUUGGCAUGGCUGGACUUGGUAAGACCACUUUAGCUACAAGACUUUAUAAUCAUUCUUAUGUAGAAUCAUACUUCUAUGCUCGAGCAUGGAUCACUUGCUCUCAGCUUUAUCUUAAAAGGGAGUCAUUGCUCGAAAUUCUAAGAUCUGUUUCUGAGAAUACUGAUGAAAUUUGUGCGAUGAAUGAUAACAUGUUAGCCCAUACUUUGUAUCGUGCUUUAAAGGGUCGGAGAUACCUCAUUGUGGUUGAUGAUAUAUGGAGUAUUGAUGAUUGGAAUGAUAUUAGAAGAUGUUUUCCUGAUGACAAGAAUGGUAGUAGAAUUAUGGUGACCACCCGGCUCAAAGAGGUUGCCUUGCACGCGCAAUCUGAUGGGAAUCCGCUUUGUUUGCGUUUCCUGACAGAAGAGGAAGGUUUUGAUUUGUUCAAAAGAAAACUUUUCGAAGAUGGGAAUCUCUUUGGCAUUUUGGGUUUCCUUGGAAAGCGCAUUACAAGAAACUGCUGUGGCUUGCCUCUUGCAAUUGUUCUAAUUGCUGGAGUGCUCAAAAACAAUUUUGAUUUCCUUUUGUGGCUGCAGAUUCAAGAACAUUUGAGUUCAUAUAUUAUAAGUGAUUAUAAUCAAUACAUGGACACACUUGCACUGAGUUAUAACCACCUGCCUCAACACUUGAAACCCUGUUUUCUUUCUUUUGGAGCAUUUCCAGUAGGUUAUGAUAUCCCUGUUCGUCAGUUGAUGUGGUUAUGGAUUGCGGAGGGAUUUAUAGGUCAGGAUGGCAGAGAAAGAAACCUAGAGGAUAUUGCAGAAGAUUGUUUGAUGGAUCUUAUAAAUAGAAGUCUGGUUGUUGUAGGUAAGAAAAGGUCUAAUGGUGCAAUCAAAACAUGUCGUAUUCAUGACCUCUUGCGUGAUUUGUGCUUAAGAAAAGCCGAAGAAGAAAAUUUUUCACCAGAUAUAUACAAGCACAAUAAAGUUUCUUUCUCAUGUCCUCACUCUUUAGUUCAUCCAAAAUUUCAACUUUUACUCAGCACUAAUGUCCUCGCCAUUCCAUCAAACUGUUCUUGCUAUUCUUCUGAAGGAUCCCAAUCAUUUUGUAAACAAAUACUAAGUGUAUGGGAUGCCUCUGAGCAUACAAGGGCUUUGGAUUUAUCAUCCAUAGAAUUUCUUGUAUUUCCAAGUGAAGUGCUUCAACUAGUCCACUUGAGGUACUUGGGACUUCGAUUUAAAUCGGGCAACCCUCCUGAAUCAAUAUCCUGCCUUCAAGAACUCCAAACACUUAUCAUGUCAUCAAGGAUGAAUAUGGUUAUUCCUAAUGAUAUGUGGAAGAUGGUUAAUCUGAAGCAUCUUUUUAUUAAAUCAGGUGAAAAUCUUGUGGAUAUCUCUAAUGUUGAAGGCGAACAGAGAACAUUGGAUAACUUGCAGACAAUGUCACUAGUCAGCCCUACUAGACCUUGUCAUAAUAUCUUAGCUCGAACUCCUAAUUUGCAGAAGCUAGGUCUUUGUGGACCACUGACAACAACUAGAGGAGAUUUUAAAUGCCCUGAUCUAGGCCUUCUAAUGCAGCUCGAGAAAUUGAAGUUGUCAAACACAAUUUCUUUUCAUCAAGGCGUGAGACUAAGCAUUUCAACUAUAUUCCCCGGAAGUCUUAAAAAUCUUACUCUGUCAAAUACUUGUUUAAACUGGGAGGAAGCUUGGAUCUUCGAAAUGAUACCUAACCUUGAAGUUCUCAAGUUGAAAUUCCAUGCCUUUGUUGGCAAAGACUGGGAAACAAGGCCACAAGCAUUCCCUUGUCUCAAAUUUCUGAAACUCAAAGAACUGGAUCUGGUGACUUGGACAGUUUGUCGUUAUGAUUUUCCAGUGCUUCAGCACUUACAGGUGUACCAUUGCCCAUAUUUGACAGAGAUUCCAGAAGACCUUGGUAAUAUAUGCACCCUUGAGAGCCUUGAGAUAAGUGGGUGUAAUGACGCGGCAACAAAUUCUGCAUCGGAUCUCCAGGAAGAGCAAGAGCGGUAUGGUAAUGAUUCACUUCAAUUAAUUGUCAACCCUAGCCUGGUCUGA